Molecule: messenger RNA, 2394 nt
Organism: Scophthalmus maximus (turbot)
Lineage: Eukaryota; Metazoa; Chordata; Actinopteri; Pleuronectiformes; Scophthalmidae
Product: cyclin-K
Exons: 10
Coding region: 478-1980 (500 amino acids)
Biological process (GO): positive regulation of DNA-templated transcription, elongation; regulation of transcription by RNA polymerase II
Cellular component (GO): cyclin/CDK positive transcription elongation factor complex; nucleus
Molecular function (GO): cyclin-dependent protein serine/threonine kinase activator activity
Source: RefSeq, a predicted model, not a curated record
UAGCUUUGCUAACGUUAGUUAAGGUGGAUGUGUGACAGCUGAACUCGUACCACAACAAGGUCGUUCAGGGCUAUUACGACUUUAAUCUCGACAUUUCGAUUUUAUUCUUGAGAUUUCGACUUUAUUGCCCCCCUCAUGUUUUCCCUCAUGCCUGGCCCUAAUACUCUUCCGUAAACGCCACUUCAAAAUCACUGAACUAUCCCUUUAAGUGAGGCGUGAAGUGAAAACGACUCAACGGCGCACUCCGCUGGUGUUAUACCGCUUUUAAGGUGGUUUGGAAAGUUCCGAGAAGAAGCGGCCAGGUUCAGAAGAAGCUGCUGUCCGAGCAGAGUGAGGACACAAUCCAACCGCGGUGGACACGAGUGGACCAGCACGGACAGCAGCAGCAGCACUGCAGCGCGCGUGUGUGUGUAUAUGUGUGUGUGUAACAGCAGGCACUAGCAUGUGACUGCAGCAGUCGUCCUUACAGCCGGUUAAAUGCUGCGCUCCUCCACACGGCACAGCAGCAGCAGCAGCAGCAGCAGCCUCCACCUCCAGCCCCAGGACGACAGGGACCCGGCCGCGCUGGACCUCAUCAGACCAUGCUGGUACUGGGACAAGAAGGACCUGGCCCACACCCCGUCCCAGUCGGAGGGGCUGGACCCCGGCACCGAGGCCCGCUACCGCAGGGAGGGAGCCCGGUUCAUCUUCGACGUGGGCACGCGGCUCGGCUUGCACUAUGACACCCUGGCGACUGGGAUCGUCUACUUCCACAGGUUCUACAUGUUCCACUCCUUCAAGCAGUUCCCCAGAUAUGUGACGGGAGGAUGCUGCCUCUUCCUCGCGGGCAAGGUGGAGGAAACCCCCAAGAAGUGCAAAGACAUCAUCAAGACGGCCCGCAGCCUGCUCAAUGACAACCAGUUCGCACAGUUCGGGGACGACCCCAAGGAGGAGGUGAUGGUGCUUGAGCGCAUCCUGCUGCAGACCAUCAAGUUUGAUCUGCAGGUGGAACAUCCCUACCAGUUCCUGCUGCGCUAUGCGAAGCAACUCAAAGGUGAUAAGACCAAGGUGCAGAAGCUCGUUCAGAUGGCGUGGACCUUUGUGAACGACAGCCUCUGCACCAUGGUGGCCCUGCAGUGGGAGCCACAGAUCAUAGCUGUGGCUGUCAUGUACCUGGCCGGACGUCUCUGCAAGUUCGACAUCCAGGACUGGACUUCCAAACAGUCGUCCCGCCGCUGGUGGGAGCAGUUUGUCCAAGAUGUGCCCAUGGAGGUGCUGGAGGAUAUCUGCCACCAGAUCCUGGACUUGUACUCUCAGGCCAAGCAGCCGAUUCCCGAUGGGGGGAUGGGGACGGGGGAGAACCCCCCACCACCUUCCAUCCUGUCCUCCUCGGCCCCACUGCUGGCCAAGAAGGCCUCGCCUCAGACCAGCCCUGGACCACCCAGACCAGCUCAGCCCUCUGCCAGAGAUGACAGCAAAGCCACAAAGCUCCUGAAUCUAGAGCCUCCUCCACCUCCUCCUCCGCCCCCUCCUCCUCCACCAGCCUCCAUAAACACCGAUCGGCAUCCUUCCUCCUCCUACCCACCAGCCCCAGAGCCUCCCUCUAAACCAGCCCCCCCACCUUUACCCCACUGCCCACCUCCGCCGCCUCCUCCACCCAUGGACCUCCCCAGCCCCAGCACCCUGGUGUCCAGCGACGGCUAUCAAACGCUGCAGUCCAUGAUGAAGACGGAGGGCUCCUGUUACCCAGCUGUGCCCCAGGCCUGUCCCCCGCUGCUGGGUUACCACCACUAUCCCCCGGGUGCCACCUACCACCCCCCACCAAUCGCAGCCUACAGCUACCUGCUUGCACCUCCGCCCCCCUCCGUACUGGGGAUGGCGCCUAGUUUGAACAGCGGGUACCCGACACAAUCAACCCCAGGACACAAUCAGCUGCCCCCCGGGAUGCCCCCCGGGAUGCCCCCCGUCAGUGGGCUGAGUCGGGGUCCGUGGAUGAGAUGAGUACCACUUAUAAAAUAGUCAUGUAAACAUUGUUAGGUUUUAUGAUAAAAGAAACGUGGUUCUUCAGAUCAUCUCUUCAUUUCGUGACAACGCGGAGCAGAUGCCUGAAGUGUCACAGUUUCAUGUUUUGGGAUUUUGUGAGUGUAAGUGUUUGAAUGUUGACUCUGACACUGUGACCUCAUUAGCACGUUAGAGUGAACGGUACAUGGCAGCUUUUUGUUACAUUAUGCUUUGUCAAACUUUAUUUUGAAGUCACAGCUCAUCACAUUUUAUUGAUGUUUUAUAAUGACAUUUUUGAACUUAUUUUUGUCCUUUUUUUUAAAGACCAACAUCAGUUUCUAUGUAAACAUGUAAUAUGAAUACAUGAGUUUACCUUUUUUACUGUAAGAGCCUAAUAAACAAGUAAGUACACAA